Molecule: messenger RNA, 1547 nt
Organism: Glycine soja
Lineage: Eukaryota; Viridiplantae; Streptophyta; Magnoliopsida; Fabales; Fabaceae
Product: uracil phosphoribosyltransferase
Exons: 11
Coding region: 161-1255 (364 amino acids)
Biological process (GO): uracil salvage
Molecular function (GO): uracil phosphoribosyltransferase activity
Source: RefSeq, a predicted model, not a curated record
AUUCAUAUCCAUAUAUGAUCUAUCUCUGUCUAUCCAAAACAACCGUUGAUGCUAAAAAUAGCAUAUCAUAUCAUCUUCCCCACAAGUCACUCACAAAGAACAGCUCAAACCCUCGGACCAAAAUUACAUCUUACAUAGAUACACCAUUCAUUAUUCAUACAUGGCUUGUUCCCGCAUUCACUUCAACCUUAAUCUCCGUUUCCCCUCUGAUGCGGCACCAAUUGCUUCCACAUGUCACUCUCCCUCUCGCCUCUCUCUUUCCCUCUCGCACUCCCCUCUCUUCACAACAACACCAAAGGCAGAUAAUACCACUAAUUCUAAAAACAGUGAAUUGGAUAUUUUUAAUUUCCCAUUUAUUUCAUGCUUCAUUUAUUAUUUUAAUUAUUUUUUUAAUAUUGGGUUUGUUUGCUUUUCUUUGCUUUGCUCCCAUUUAUUACGUUGGAUUCGAUUCUCACGCAUGUUUAUUUAUAUACCCUCUUUUUAUUCGUUGUGUUGUGUUCUGUUGCUUUCUUUCUCCGCUCAGAUCGCUUAUUCCAGUGCUCCGCGGCGCACGUGUGGUGCGGUGUGCUCUCAGAUGACCAUGGAGGAGAAGCCUCUCUCUGAGAACCGAAUGCUCGUGUAUGUGCCUCCUCAUCCGUUGAUCAAGCAUUGGGUUUCAGUUUUGAGGAAUGAGCAAACUCCAUGUCCCAUCUUCAGAAAUGCAAUGGCUGAGCUGGGAAGGCUACUAAUGUAUGAAGCUUCAAGGGAUUGGUUGCCCACCGUUUCUGGAGAGAUUCAAUCACCAAUGGGUGUAGCCUCAGUGGAAUUCAUUGAUCCAAGGGAGCCUGUGGCUGUAAUUCCAAUCCUAAGAGCAGGCCUUGCUCUUGCUGAACAUGCAUCAUCGAUCUUGCCUGCAACAAAAACAUAUCAUUUAGGAAUAAGCAGAGAUGGGGAAACUCUUCAGCCCACUAUAUAUUUAAACAAGUUACCCGGGAAAUUUCCAGAAGGAUCUAAAGUUUUUGUGGUUGAUCCUAUGCUGGCAACAGGUGGCACUAUAGUGGCAGCUGUGAGCCUCUUAAAGGAACGUGGAGUUGGCAACAAGCAGAUUAAAGUGAUAUCUGCUGUUUCUGCCCCUCCUGCUCUUCAAAAGCUGAGCGAGCAGUUCCCUGGGCUUCAUGUGUAUACUGGAAUAAUUGACCCCGAAGUUAAUGAAAAAGGGUUCAUAAUUCCUGGCCUUGGAGAUGCUGGGGACCGUAGCUUUGGUACAGAUACAUGAAAAUUAUACGAAAUACCUCAUCACCUCUCCCUUGGGUGCCAUAUUUUACAAUUUUUGAGGCCCAAAAUUUGUCAUUAUUUUUUCGGAUGGAUACUGAAGUCUUGAUCAGUGGCACCCUUCCGGUUUACAAUUACAUAGGUGUUGGUCAUUAUUAUUAUUAUUAUUAUUAUGAAUUACACAGGUGUUGAAAGUUGAAACUCGUAACGUGAAAACUGGUUAGCAUGUUAAUUCAAAUUGUUUUUUAUAGCUUAAAUAUAUUUUGGAUCCCUUAAAUUUGGGGUCUUCUCUUUUA